CUUCUUCACUUCCGGUACAUGCGCUUCCUUUUGCUGUGUUCCUAAAAACAAUAUCGAAACUGUGCUCGUCUGGAAUACCGAUAUAAUGACAGAACGAAAAACAAUUCAGGAGGGAUACUAUGUAGUAUUCAAAAGGGACGACCAUUCAAAAGUGUUUCAGAUUUGUAAGAAAAAACAUAUUUUCUUUGAGAAAGCCAAGAUUGCUGGGGAACAGCUGAUUGGACAGCAUUAUGGGUCCCGGUUUACUGUUGAGAAAGGGCAGCUUAUUCCUGUGGUCGUGACCAAGACCUCCAUUAAUGUGGCUAUUGCAAGAGAAGAAGAUGGAAUGUCAGGAAAAGACAACCGAGGCUUAGUGGGUUCUGAAGAGAAUCAAAAGCUCUCUCAUGAAGAAAUCAUUAAAAUGAAAGAAGAGGGUGUUUGUGGUCAGGCUAUUGUUGAAAAGCUGAUCGAGCAGAGCGAAACAUUCAAAACCAAGACAGAAUUUUCUCAAGAGAAAUACAUCAAGAAAAAAAGUAAGAGACACAUCCUUGAGUUCCGGGUGCUGGAACCAAAUGCUCACCAUCUCUUAGAUGUCUUCAAGCAGUCACCCAUGAAAAUUUGCAAUCUACGAGCAGAUAGCCUCUCACAGCUUUUAUGCUAUGGCAGCGUCAUGGCUGGAGCUACAAUUGCUGUGGUGGAAUCUUGUCAUGGUCUGGUUCUGGGCUCUGUCAUGGAGAGAAUGGGAGGCUUGGGAAAAGUUAUUCACCUGUUCCCAGGAAACGAUAUGAACAGACAUGUGGUAUCAUACUUCAACUUCUCUGAAGAACAUAUGCAGAUCUUAUAUGAAUUUCCACUCAACAAGCUGGCGGAGCUGGAAUGCAGCACAGAUAACACCAGGGUGUGUUCUGAAAAUCUUCCUUUAUGUACGGAAGUGACGGAGAAGACUGAAAAACCUAAGGUGCUGGAGGACUGUGAUAGUGCUGUCGAACAAGACGAUGAGAAGAAGAUGGAGACAGAGUGUGUGGACAUUCCAGAUGAUGUCGUUAAGAACAGAAGUCCAGCUGAUAGUAAAAAAGAGGCUGAUACCAGCAGAAAUGGGAGUACAAAGGAAGACAUUGCCAUGAAAAAAGCUGAUGAGGCAAUGGAUGAAGAUGGGAGUGUUCAAGAAGAAGAGGGCCGCAAAAGGAAAGCACAGGAACUAAAGGAGGCAGACAAAGAAAGCAGGAAGCAGAUUAAGACAGAAAGAUCAAACAAGGCAGCAGAAAUAUUGAAGGGGAGAUUAAUAGACAGUCUUAUCAUUGCUGCCAAAUACCAUCCAGCAACACUUCUUCAAAGGUUGCUUCCAUAUGUGCCACCUUCUCGUCCAGUUGUGGUUUUCUCACAACACAAGGAGCCUCUGGUUGAAUGCUAUAAUCUAGUACAGGAGAAGAAUCUGGGCAUUCAGCGACGGCUGUCAGAAACAUGGUACAGAGAAUACCAGGUCCUGCCAUCUCGAACACACCCUCAGAUGAGUAUGUCUGGCACGGGAGGGUAUCUUCUUACAUUCACCACUGUUACAGACAGCUAGUGUGUUUUUGAAAAUAAACUUGACCAUCUUCC
Messenger RNA from Pomacea canaliculata, 1578 nucleotides. Its product is annotated as tRNA (adenine(58)-N(1))-methyltransferase non-catalytic subunit TRM6-like. Gene Ontology annotation, cellular component: nucleus; tRNA (m1A) methyltransferase complex. The transcript has 12 exons. The record is from RefSeq and is a predicted model, not a curated record. Lineage: Eukaryota; Metazoa; Mollusca; Gastropoda; Architaenioglossa; Ampullariidae. Bases 86 to 1546 code for a protein of 486 amino acids. Gene Ontology annotation, biological process: tRNA methylation.